Zophobas morio is the source of this 1194-nucleotide messenger RNA. RefSeq names its product geranylgeranyl pyrophosphate synthase-like. Bases 1 to 1194 code for a protein of 397 amino acids. The record is from RefSeq and is a predicted model, not a curated record. The transcript is spliced from 9 exons. Gene Ontology annotation, molecular function: prenyltransferase activity. Lineage: Eukaryota; Metazoa; Arthropoda; Insecta; Coleoptera; Tenebrionidae. Gene Ontology annotation, biological process: isoprenoid biosynthetic process.
AUGACGCCGUUAAUAAAGUUUACGUUAUCAACAAUAAAGAUGAUGAAAGUCCAUAUUCAAAGUGCUAGAAGAGCGUUCAGAGAAAUUCCUCAAAAUCAGGUUGCCACAUUAGCAAUAAUUGAGUUAGCCGAAGACCCCAUAGAUGCAGAAAAUAAGAAAAUUCCCAAUGUAACAGUAUCCAACUCAAACACUGAAGACACAGCCACCUCAAAAGAACACGAACAGUCGUUGAAGAUGACAACAAUUAAUACAAUCAAUAUGCAGCCACAGGACGAAAAGAUAUUAGCUCGACCUAUCGAACAUAUCGUACUAGCGGGACCAGAAGAUCGCAACAUUUUUAAACAAAUUAUUAUUUCUUUUAAUACUUGGGUUAAGUGUCCACCAGACGCACUGAAAAUCUGUGUCGAUGUUGGAAAUCGAAUACAAGAUAUCUUUCUUGUACUAGAUGAUAUCGAGGAUGGGACGACACUUCGCCGAGGAUUUCCAGCUGCACAUCUGGUUUAUGGAAUUCCUGUAACCGUCCAUGCUGCGGUGUAUAACACAUUUCGGUUAAUGCAAAAAUUGUUCAGCUAUGCAGAAAAUAGGGAGGACACCGUUCUUGAUGAUUUUAUUAUGUUGGGUAUCAGAUUCUUCACUGGACAAGGACUAGAAAUCCGUCAUAGAGACAUUCAUCAGUGUCCUACUUUUGACGAUUACGCUGUUCUAGUUCGUGCCAAAAAUACCGAUGCCAUCAUAUGGGGAGUCCGGUGCUUAAAAUUAUGUGCUAAGAACGAGGAAAUCGAGUUUGGUACAGACCUUUAUGACAAAAUAGGCCAAUUUGUGCAGAUAUAUGGCGACUAUAUUAAUUUGCACAACCCUAAGUACGCAGCAGUUCGUGUCUUUUGUGAUGAUCUUGAUGAAGGAAAAUUCAGCUUUCCUAUAAUUCAUGCCAUUCAAAGUUAUCCAAACGAUCAUCGUCUUCUGGAUAUGUUAAAAAAGAGACCACUGGAUAUGGAAAGUAAGAAACUUUUCGUUGACAUAAUGGAGGGUUUUGGAAGCUUCGAGUAUACACGAAAGGUGAUGGAAGAGUUGAAAAAUGGAAUUUUGGCUGACGUAGACAAAAUGAAUCUCAGAAAAAAUUCGUGUUUGGAAAGACUUCUUCAAGAUGUAUUCGACAAUUUAGAAACGGAAAUUUAUUACGACGGUUGUGACUAA